Molecule: messenger RNA, 3480 nt
Organism: Salpingoeca rosetta
Lineage: Eukaryota; Choanoflagellata; Craspedida; Salpingoecidae
Product: isoleucyl-tRNA synthetase
Exons: 15
Coding region: 19-3309 (1096 amino acids)
Biological process (GO): isoleucyl-tRNA aminoacylation
Cellular component (GO): cytosol
Molecular function (GO): aminoacyl-tRNA deacylase activity; ATP binding; isoleucine-tRNA ligase activity
Source: RefSeq, a predicted model, not a curated record
UUGUUGGCGAAAUAAUGAAUGCACUGCCAAACAACACACACACGCAACCAGAACAGCGCAAACCACGUGAUGUUGGGGUGCAGUGCUGCCGCGUCGCGGCUGUGGCGAGCUGUGGCGGCAGGGAGCAGGACACCCUUGGGCGGUGCAGCAACAGCAGCAAGGGGCGGUAGCGUGACACACUGCUGCGCCUGCUGCCGUCGCGUAGCAUCAACAGGGAAGGAAAGCAAAGACCAGAAGCAGCAACAGCAGAGCAGCAACAAGCAGCAAGCCAAGAAGCAGAAGAAGGGCAACAAGCAGAAAGAUGGGAGCAUGUUCAGUGACACGCUUUGUCUGCCUCAGACGGCGUUCCCCAUGCGCGCAAACGCAGCCACGCGAGAGCCCAUGAUCCAGGAGAACUGCUUCAAGGGCGUGUAUGAGGAGCUGGCAGCGCGCGAUGGCCCCGCCUUCAUCCUGCACGACGGCCCGCCCUUUGCCAACGGCAACCUGCAUAUGGGCCACGUCCUCAACAAAGCCCUCAAGGACAUGAUCGUGCGCUACAAGGCGAUUCGAGGGCACCGCAUCUCCUUCGUGCCAGGGUGGGACUGCCACGGCCUGCCCAUCGAGGCAAAGGCCGUCACGUCAACAUCGGCCAGCAGUGGCACAGCGGAUGCCAGCAAGCCCAAGGGGCUCACCAUCGCCUCAGACCCGCGCCGCAUCAGGAAGGCUGCGCGGAAGCUGGCCGAGGGCGCCAUCAAAGAGCAGAAGACCGACUUUGUCAGGCUUGGCGUCAUGGCCGACUGGGACCACCCGUAUCUGACCCUGCAUCCGCAGUACGAGGCAGACCAAGUCGCGCUGUUCCUUCGCAUGAUGCAGGCGGGCAUGGUGCAGCGCAGGUACCGGCCCGUGUAUUGGUCGCCGUCCUCACAGACGGCGCUGGCAGAGGCGGAGAUUGAGUACGACGAGCACACGAGCACCUCCAUCUUUGUGCGGCUGCCUCUCGUUGUAGGCGACUCCCUCAAGCGAGCCAUCACCAGCAGCGACGGCGCAGCGAACACAGCAGCGGCAGCCGCCACCUCUACCACUCCUGUCAAUGUGUCUGCUGUCAUCUGGACAACGACACCCUGGACGCUUCCGGCCAACCAGGCCAUUGCCGUCCACAGCGACCUUGGCUAUGUGCUGGUGCAGGAAACGAAAGCCGGCGGCGAUGUGAUGGUGGUCGCGGAGGCGUGCCUCGACAGGUGCCGAAAGUUCCUUCCAGAGGGCACCACGCGCAUCAUUGGACACAUCCAAGGCCGUGAGCUGCUGGACUCUUCGUAUCGCCAUCCAGUGUGGGAGGGCCGCACGUGCCCCGUCUUCCACGCCGACCACGUCACCAGCGAUGCAGGCACUGGCGUCGUGCAUAUGGCGCCCGCGCAUGGGCUGGAGGAUUACCACGCGUGCGCAGCAAAUGGGAUGCAGAUCGACCUCAACCUCGUCGAUAACACUGGACGGUACACGCAGGACGCGGGCGACGCCCUCCAAGGCCUUGAGGCGAUGGGUGCCGGUGGGAAGAAAGUGCUGGAGUUGCUGCAAGAGGGCAAUCGCCUGCUGCAGCAGGAGGCGUUUCAGCACCGCUACCCGCUGGACUGGCGGACCAAGAAGCCCAUCAUGCUCCGCGCGACGCAACAGUGGUUCGCCCAGCUGCAGGACAUCAAGCACGCCGCACUUGCCGCCCUCGACAACGUGCAACUGGUGCCGGAGCAAGGCCGCACCCGCCUGUCGUCCAUGCUGGGCCUGCGGGACGAGUGGUGCGUGAGCCGCCAGCGGGUGUGGGGCGUCCCCAUUGCUGUGUUCUGCCGCGACGACACGGGCGAGGCGCACCUCAGCAGCGAAUACGUCGACCACAUUGUCAACGUCAUCGCCACGCACGGAUCAGAUGCAUGGUGGACGCUUCCUGAUGAUGAGCUGUUUCCUGAGUACAUGCGCGAGCCGGGCGUGACAUAUUCAAAGAGUGCGGACACAAUGGACGUGUGGUUUGACAGCGGCACGUCGUGGAAUGCGGUGACGGCGCGCGCGCACGGACGCGAAGCAACAGCAGACGUGUACUUGGAGGGAUCAGACCAGCACCGUGGGUGGUUCCAGUCGUCCCUACUCACGAAGAUCACAGAUGAUGUGACCACGGGCCGCACCCCCACCGCUCCGUUCAAGACCAUCAUCACACACGGGUUUGUGCUUGAUGAGGAGAACCGCAAGAUGUCGAAAUCGCUCGGGAACGGCGUUGAUCCGCGCAUUGUCAUCAACGGCGGGCCAAACCUCAAGAAGGAGCCGGCGUACGGGGCGGACGUGCUGCGCUUGUGGGCAGCGAGCACCGCGUACCAACACGACGUGAACAUUGGCCCGUCUACGCUCAGCAUCACAGCCGAGAACCUCCGCAAGAUCCGCAACAGCUGCAGGUUCAUGCUCGGCAACUUGGCGGAUUUCUCGCUGGAAACGGACGCCGUGUCCGAUCUGAGCGAUCUUGACAAAUACAUGCUCCAUCGCAUCUCGCAGCUUGACGCUGGCAUGCGCGCGAGCUACGAGUCGUACAACUUCCUCCGCGCGACGCAGGACUUGCUCAACUUCAUCAACACAGACCUGUCGUCCUUCUACUUUGAAAUCUCCAAGGACCGGUUGUACUUGUCUUCGCCCACUGGCGCCUCUCGCCGCGCCGCCCAAACAGUCGUACAUCACAUCCUCGACUUUGUCGUCCACGCCGUUAGCCCUGUUGCCUGCCACCUGGCAGAGGAGGUGCACCACUUCCGCUCUGGCGUGGAUCCGUCCGCGACGAAAGCAUGCGGAAGUCUUCUGCAGAACAGCGUGUGGGGCGACCAGUUUGCCGGCUGGCAGCUGCCAAAAGCCGAGGCAGAGGCCUGGGAGGCAGUGCGGGACGUGCGCAAGCGGGUCUUCCAGCACAUUCAAGAUGCACGAGAUGCAAAGGUUGUGACGAGUUCGCUGGACAGCGAGGUGACCAUCAGGGCCGCCCGGCCGUUGGCGCAGCAGCUGUCGCGCCUCCAGGAGACCCCGCUCUAUUGGGACGACUCGCUGCUCAACGCCAUUCUCAUGACAUCCGCCGUGCACGUGGAGGAGCAGGCAAGCGCAGCAGCAGCGGCAGUAGCAGGAGGGGAGGUGGCGAGCGAAAGUGUUGAUGUGUGUGUUGAUGUGCGGGCGUCGUCGCGGGGCAAGUGCCCGCGCUGCUGGCGGUUCAUGGCCGUGGACAACGCCACGCCAUGCACGCGCUGUCAGCGAGUCCUCGCUGGCAUGCCUGCAUCAUCCACACCACCAACCCCAGCGACAGCGGCGGCGGCGCAAUAGCACCUGCUUCGGUUUAGAAGAGAGAAGGAAGGGCAGAGGAGAGGCGGGGGAGGUGUUGUGACAUGAGACAUGACAUGAUGGUCUCGUUGUGUGAGCCAUGAACGCGUGCACGACAUGGUAGGUUCGCCUUGGCUCACCACCAACAACAACAUAAAUUCGGGACAACACGCA